Molecule: messenger RNA, 1329 nt
Organism: Blumeria graminis f. sp. triticale
Lineage: Eukaryota; Fungi; Ascomycota; Leotiomycetes; Helotiales; Erysiphaceae
Source: the annotation of a GenBank genome assembly
AUGAGAAAGCAACAUUUUUACCACGUAGUAGUGCUACUCAACGCCUGUUCACGUCUUGAUUGCAGCACACCAACUUUCACACCCAUGCAAGCCGAAGAUCUCGAUAAAAUAACAAACAGUUUUGUUUGUGACAAUAGUUACUACUCCAGCAAAAAUGUUCAGAGCUCUUAUAUGAGUGGCUGUAAUGAGCUAUGGAACAGUGAUUCCAGUAAGCAGUUUCCAGCAACGUUGGAAGAUAGUCGUCUUUACAGCGGAAUACACGAAACUCUAUUCUCAUGGCCAUUGAAGGGAAAUCAAGAUACUUUUGACAUAAGGUUUGCUGGGAAUUUCCGUGUUGUCUUCGAUGUUAGGUGUAGGUUCUAUGGCGUUGUAAUGCGCCGAGAAACUAACCACGAACACUGCAUUGAGUUGUCAGAAAAAGGAAAAGCUAACAAUAUAAGCCCUGGCCUAAAGGAAUACAAGGGCUACAGAUGUAUGGGAACAAUUUUCACAGAAUCAUAUGUCCGAAGCUCUGCCAUAGCAUCUUGGCAAGUAAUUCUAGGAGGUCCCGAUGCACAUAGAUAUCCAUUCAGAGUUUCAUCACCAAAUGCGGGUCAAGACCUAUUCGAAUGGCCCUUAUUGAAAAAUGAUGAAAUCUACGGAAUUAAUGAUAGAAAAAAACGCCGUCUCAUUUAUUUUGUCUGGCACAAAAAUAAGGGUGAUCCUAUACAGGUGAUUUAUAGAUCAAAAAAGUUAUCGUACACUUGCCAAUUCAUAACAAUGAACAUUGUGCCUCGUGCUCACUUUUUUGAUUCCAUCGGCGCCCAUGAACUCAUGGUCAAUAAAAACAAGAAAAGCUAUGACUGCCAUGGUCAAACUUUCACGGAUUACUACAUAAAGGAAAUUCAGUUCACAAUUAAGAAUGUACAAGCUGAUAGUCAUUCCAACAAAUUCAAAAAGAAUAAAUAUCCUAGACAGACCAAAAUAGAUCAAAUAGAGAGUGAAAAGUUAUUCUGGAUUUGGCAUCUUCGUAGUUCAGAAGCAGACUUCCAGAUGUCCAAUAUCCCAACCAGAUACUUUCUGAUAAUGAACCUCGAAUAUGAAAUCAUUGGAGUAUAUUAUAUGAAGAAUACCUCCUAUACCAAAUGUAACGAGAAGUCUGUUCAGACAAUCUCUGAAGCAAAUAAUGUAGUUUCUAGUUUGGACUUAAAUAAUGAUCACCCUUGUUGUGAGCGUUGUAAAGAUCCUACCGGAUGUAGCUGUGAAGAGAAUUGGCAUGCCCCAAAACGCCAGAAAAUUUCCUAUCCAAUAAAUUGCAGUGGAGAGAGUAGAUUUCAAGUAUCUCGUUAA